Messenger RNA from Lingula anatina, 1251 nucleotides. Its product is annotated as ubiquitin carboxyl-terminal hydrolase 39. Lineage: Eukaryota; Metazoa; Brachiopoda; Lingulata; Lingulida; Lingulidae. The record is from RefSeq and is a predicted model, not a curated record. Gene Ontology annotation, biological process: spliceosomal complex assembly; protein deubiquitination; mRNA processing. Gene Ontology annotation, molecular function: cysteine-type deubiquitinase activity; zinc ion binding.
UAUGGUAUAUUUGAACAUAAAAAAUAGAAAUCUGCUCAUUGCAUCAAAAAGUGAUGACGGAAGCACAAAGCAGUCGACAGAAGCAUGGCCACCAAAGAAGAAGCGGCCAAGCGGCCACUUAGUGAUGACGAGGAAGAGAAUGAGCCAGUAAUAACACGAAAACACCUAAAAGUGGAUAGCAGAAGUCGGAUGUGCCCAUAUUUGGAUACUAUUAACAGAUCUGUAUUAGACUUUGACUUUGAAAAACUAUGUUCAGUGUCCCUUUCCCAUUUGAAUGUUUACGCUUGUCUUGUAUGUGGCAAGUACUUUCAAGGCCGUGGGAUGAAGUCUCAUGCUUACACUCACAGUGUCCAAGAUGGUCAUCAUGUGUUUUUAAACUUGGAAACUCACAAGUUUUACUGUUUGCCAGACAAUUAUGAAAUCAUUGAUUCAUCACUAGAAGAUAUCAUUUAUGUAUUAAAUCCAACAUUCAAACCAGAUCAAAUUGUUGCUAUGGACACAACUUCUAAGAUGUCGAGAGCCUACGAUGGCACCACAUAUUUGCCAGGUAUUGUUGGACUAAAUAACAUAAAGGCCAAUGACUACUGCAAUGUGAUUUUACAAGCACUUUCUCACAUACCAUUGCUGAGGGAUUAUUUUUUAAGAGAAGAGAAUUAUAAGCAAAUAAAAAGACCACCAGGAGAUCAGAUGAUUUUCCUUGUGCAAAGAUUUGGAGAAUUGCUGAGAAAGUUAUGGAAUCCUAGGAAUUUCAAGGCGCAUGUUAGCCCCCACGAGAUGUUGCAGGCAGUAGUGCUAUGUAGUAAAAAGAGAUUUCAAAUCACUGAACAAGGUGAUCCACUCGAGUUUAUGUCUUGGUUCCUGAACUCUCUUCACCUUGCUCUAAAUGGUGGAAAGAAACUGAGUAGCAGCAUUGUCAACAAGACAUUUAGGGGGUGCAUGCGUGUUUAUACCAGAAAAGUACCAGCAGUUGACAUGAAAGAAGAAGAGAAACAACAGUUGCUUCUACAAGAGGAGUACCAAGAGAGAGUGGAAGAAUCUCAGUUCCUAUACCUGACCUGUGACCUCCCUCCCCCGCCUCUCUUCCCAGAUGAGCUUCAAGAAAACAUCAUACCACAGGUCCCACUGUUCAACAUUUUGUCGAAGUUUAAUGGGAUAACAGAAAAGGAAUACAAGACAUACAAGGAUUCUACAAUGAAAAGAUUUGAGCUGACCAAAUUGCCACCAUGCAUUAUAUUGUACAUAAAGGACUGA